UCUUUCACACAUUACUGCUAACGUACGGUCCGUGGCCGCAGUCGGCACUCCGUCCUCAGCAGUUCACCAUGAAGCACGUAUCGACGCUCGUCGUUAUAGCGCUGUUACAACUAUGUCGAGCAGAAAUAUCGAAUUCAUUGCCAAAGUGGUACGAGGCAAAUCUCAUAAACGAAUCCAGUUACCAACCAAAACCAAUCACCGAAAUAUUUACUACACCGGAAACAUUAUCAUCUAAACCUAUCGUAGUUGCAUCGUCACCUACAACUUCCGAACCCGAAAAAGGGCUUUCAACAACCUCGUCGACUUCGUUAAGACAAACCUCAGUUGCAGAAUCUUUUACUACAGAAGAUACAACUAGGAGAGUUUUGCCCAUAGACAGAGACACUUCAUUAUUACCUAGAGCUCAAGACGAAAGAGAACAGAGAGUAAUAUACCAGCCUCAACCUCGUCCGAUUCAAGUUAUAUCUGCGCAAAGUCUUCCAGAGCGCCCUAUACCUCAAUUACAAUCCUUUCCUCAAUUCCAAGCUUCGCCCCAACAACAACAAUCAACCGGGCAACCUAAUUAUUUUCUUAUAUAUCAGCAAGCUCCACUAUCCAUUCAACAAUAUCCCGAAUCCGCAUCUCAAUCUAGACCAAGUACUACUCCGGAAUCAACUCAACAAAGCACCCGAGAACCUAUAACAUCAAGAACAACUCAGGAAACCACAACACCGCCGAGAUCAACUCAAUCAACAACAACAAGGUAUUCCACAACGGAAAGACCGCUACCGGAUAUAAUAUCUGCGAUACAAAUGAGCUCAUCAACUAUUAGACCGAUAAAACGAGAAGAACAAAUCUUCGUCACUUCAUCACCUAUAUUAUUCGGUGGGCCAUGGCAAAACCCAAGUACUUUACUAGGUCCAGCAUACUAUAGCCCUUCAAUCUUUUCGAGUUCUACAGUCGGCCCUAGCUUGACUUCUACUGGAAACCCUAAUGCAACUUUAGCGAGCGUUAUUCCAACGAUGAAUGCAUCUAGUGCAGUCCCAUCGACGCAACGCCUUAAUAAAACUCCAGCUUUGACAAUACGUGUGUCCGCACCAAGAGGUUCUGUCACAAACAUCAAGAUCAAUCCGUCGACAACGACAAGGAGACCAUCCUCACGUAGACCGCAGAGCCGGAAAGGACACAAUUACAGCGUUUGUGUUAACUCAUGCAAGGGAAAGAAAGAACCGAUUUGCGGAGCCCCACUGAAUAUGGUCCCGAUAAACCCAGAUAAGCUCAAAGGCUUUCCUUCGAUUUGUCAUCUGGCUUGUCAUAAUUCCUUCAGAAAAAAUCAGCCUUACGAGAAGAUCAUGGACGGUCGCUGCAGCAAGUUAAGAACGCGCAUUCGUACCGUCGACAAAAGCAAGAUAAGAAGGGACGAACUCAACAAAUCGCAAUACACCGUACUCAGUAACAACCAAGAAACUGUUGUUCAAAUAAUACCCAAUGAGAGAAGUGCUUGAAUAAAAUAUCCUAUCGAUUAUCAAGAAAAACUGAUAUAGUUUUUUGCUGAUGGUACAUUAGGAAAACUGUAAGUUGCCAAAUUAGUGCCUUCUUGUUUAUCAUAAGAAGAUAUUAUAACACUGCCUUACAUUUUUCAGUUCUGUUCUAUGUAAAUAUAAAGCCGCCUGUUUACUGAACCAAAAAUACGUUACAAACUUCAUACUUUGAUACUUUUUUGUUGAGCGCAAAAAGUUUUAGUACUUUUGUUUGUAACAACCAGUUUAUUGCAUCGUGUACAUAAUAUGAAAUUUAAAAAAGUAGUUAUUGUGUAAUUUUUUUUAUGCGUUGUGCUAUUUUUUGUAUUUUAGUAUGAAGAUGUUCUUGUAUCAUCACGUAUGCAUAAUUACAAAGAGUGUGCGUUUGUUUUAUAACUAAGUUAAUAUUAUUAUUGAUAUUAUCACGUUUCAUGAAUUGAAAAUCAUGAUUAACUCACGUAUUACAUGAAAUUCAACAAUUAUUUGCACAACUUACAUUUUCCUGCGGUUUCUGUUGCAAUAGUUUUAUAUUUUAGUUUAUAAAAAUAAUCAAAAGCAAGAUCAAUAUCAAAAUAGAUAAAUGUACAGUCGUCAUCAACGAAAACUCUGAAAUAUAUGUACCACUUUUGAAUGUGAUUGUACAAAAAUUAAUUUACUGAAUAUGAAAGAAAGCGUACUCAUUAUCAUUGAAACAUGAAUAGCUUUAUUAGUUUUUCAUAAGGGGUGGAAUUUACGUUUGAAAAGAGGAAGAUAUUUUUAUGAAACUGGUACACCACGAAAGAAGGCGACUGUACAUACAAAAUAAUCUCCGUCACAUUUUACUUUUGAACUUGGCAUGAUUAAGUCCGUUAUUUGAACUGUAACAGAUUAACUACAAUAGGUUUUCUUGUAAUGUUUAUUUUAUUUUUGGAUUUAAUCAAAUUUGCAUAUUGUAUUAACAAUAAAGAGAGAAAUAGCAGACUGAAGAAAUUUACUGCUAACUGACCGUUUUUAUUGAAAAUAAUACUUCCAAAUGUUAGUGAAUUACCCAACAUUAUAGCUAGGUAUAAAAAUUAUAAUUUACCCUUUAAUUUCAUCAUAUAACAUUUUUUAUUAUUGAACAUGCCUAUGUAUUUGUAUGUUGACAUAUUUAAUGUAAAAAUUUUAGUAAAACAAUCAUUGUCUUUUCCGAUUAAUAGUUUGAUAAACACUAUUCACUUUUUUUCAUUUUUUCCAUAUUUUAGUAAUGAAUGUUUGUAUUUGUAUUGCAUUCCAUUGUUGUAAAUUAUAUCCAUAGAAUCGCGAGUUUUUCUUUGAAGAAAUAUUUUCGAAGCUUAUUUAAGUAACAUUAUUGAAAAUGUCUAUGCAUUCAUUAUUAAAUUUUUUUAGAGUUUGUGUACUAAUUUUAAUAGAAGUAAUUCCGUCCAUAACAAUUAGUAAACUAAGUUACUUUUAUUCGUAUUUUUAAAGCUAUUACAAUUAUUUUACAAUUAGUGUGUCGUAAUAAACUGUAGAGUGAUAAAUGUAAAUAUAAAUAAAAAUUCUAUAAAU
Molecule: messenger RNA, 3029 nt
Organism: Papilio polytes (common Mormon)
Lineage: Eukaryota; Metazoa; Arthropoda; Insecta; Lepidoptera; Papilionidae
Product: mucin-5AC-like
Exons: 3
Coding region: 69-1484 (471 amino acids)
Source: RefSeq, a predicted model, not a curated record